This is a messenger RNA of Anguilla rostrata (American eel), 1906 nucleotides long. Its product is annotated as hydroxycarboxylic acid receptor 2-like. NCBI's taxonomy places the organism in Eukaryota, Metazoa, Chordata, Actinopteri, Anguilliformes, Anguillidae. The transcript has a single exon. The coding region runs from base 6 to 962 and encodes 318 amino acids. Gene Ontology annotation, cellular component: plasma membrane. Gene Ontology annotation, biological process: G protein-coupled receptor signaling pathway. Gene Ontology annotation, molecular function: G protein-coupled receptor activity. The record is from RefSeq and is a predicted model, not a curated record.
CCUCCAUGCACUGCCUGGAAGCCCAGAGCUUGGUAGGUAAAGUGGUGCCCCCUAUGCUCAUCGUGGAGUUUCAGCUGGGGUUGCCUGGUAACCUGGUGGCCCUGUGGAUCUUCAGCUGCCGCAUGAAUGACUGGAAGUCCAACACCGUGUACCUGCUGAACCUGCUGAUUGCGGACUUCCUCCUGCUGGUCAGCUUACCCUUCCGCAUCGACACCCUGCUGCGCGGUGAGAACUGGGUGUUCGGUGACGCCUGGUGCCGCAUAAACCUUUUCAUGCUGGCGGUCAACCGUUCGGCCAGCAUCGGAUUUUUGACCAUCGUGGCUGUCGACCGUUACUUCAAGGUGGUCCACCCGCACCAUCAGGUGAAUCGGAUCACAACAGUGCAGGCGGGAAUUCUCUGUGGCACGACGUGGGCGGUGGUGUUGGCUCUACGGCUCCCCCUGCUGGCCGCCCCCCUCAUGCAGACAUCACAGGACCUCAACAUCUCCCUGUGUCGCAGUUUCAGCUCGUACAGCAACCCAUCUCUGAUCAUCAGGCUGCACUACGCAGUCUACAUAUUGGAGUUCCUCCUGCCAUUCAUGCUUCUGAUCUUCUGCUCCCUGCGGAUCUUCUGGGUCCUGCACAGCCGCCAGCUGGACAAGAAGCAGCAGGUGAAGCGGGCCAUCCAGGUGGUGCUGCUCAUCGUGGCCGUCUUCACCAUCUGCUUCCUGCCGGGAAUCGCCAGUGGGCUCGCUGGCAUUUUCAUUCUGAUAUUCAAACCCAAAGACUGCGCCUCCUACCGGAUAGUCACCCAGUUCUUCAGCAUGUCGCUCGGGUUCACCUACCUGAACAGCACCCUGGACCCUCUCAUCUACUGCUUCUCCAGCAGCAUAUUUCGGAACACCCUCAAGACCUCCUUGAAUGCACUGGGCAUAUGUCACUUCAAGGUGAGCUCGCAGGAAAACAUGUCCGGUGACGAUUGAGGGAGGACCAGGGUGUGGCCACCUCCAGGGGAAGGCCUCUCCCCCCCGCCCCCCCACCCCCCACAGCUUCUGCUCCAAGAGCAUCUGCGCUCCCUCCUUUCUGCAGUUUACUGUUCAAACUUGGACUGUCACCUGCAGUGUACUGCCAUAGCAACUUCUACUAAUUUGCAUCAUCAUGCUGAAUAAACUACGCUAAAAAUAUAUGCUCUGUAAAUUUGACAUAGUGGUGUUUAGAUCAAAGGUCAAUGGUGGGUUGGGAUCUUGAGUGAGAACAAAUCUGACAGACUUCCUUUUUGAUUAAAUCCUACAUUUGUUUAUCCUUUUAAAAACCAGGCAUGAAGAAUGAUUCUUCUGUUAUAUUUGUAAAUUAGAUGUCACAACAUGUAAUGUUGACUUUUGUUGGAGAAUGGCAAUUGUUUUAAGCAAGAAAGAUGUGUUUGUUAUGCUACAAGUCAAAGACCAGAAAUUGGUAGUAUCCAGUUGCAUGUAUGUUUCAUUCUUCAAAUCAUCGUCAGCACCACCUGAAGUCCUAUUUUUGCAACGGGUGCUGAUAAUUUGUACUUUUUCUUUUUUUUGAACCCCAGCAGAGAUUGUACGAAUUAGCAAACAUACUUCUUGAUAAAACUAAUAUCACUUUGCUGGUGGAAGUGGAUACGUCUUACUUUGAGGAUUUUUAUAAUGAAGGUUUUGUUUUGUAUUAAACUUUCUUGGUGAGGUUUAUUUAUUGUUUAAUUAUUAGAGGUCAGUGUAUGUUACCAUAUCAUUCUCCUUGAUAAACAAUUGGCCAUUUCAUUUGGAGAGGGUCAAUGUUUUGAUGCAUCAAACAACACGUGUCUUUGGUCAAAAUGAUUUUUAAGCAGUUGUUGCUGCUGUAGAUUUCAUUGUUGUUAACUUGUUUGUUUGUUUUGUUCCAUCUCAAAAUGUUUUGCUUCGCAUUAAUUAAA